CCACAAAACCCUAACCAUACACUACUUUUCUUUUUUCCUACACUUUUUCACUUGGCUUCCUCUGCCACGCCAAACAAUCCCAGGCUUUUGAAAACGCGCGUUUCAGGCGAAGAUGGUUGGCGACAACACGAAGAAGUUGAUAGUCGCCGAGAAUUUGGAGGAUAGCAUCGACGGCGAACUCGUCCUCUCCAUCGAGAAGCUGCAAGAAGUCCAAGACGAGCUCGACAAGAUCAAUGAAGAGGCGAGUGAUAAGGUCCUCGAAGUAGAACAGAAGUACAAUGAGAUAAGGAAGCCAGUUUACGAUAAGCGAAAUGAGAUCGUCAAAUCUAUUCCUGAUUUCUGGUUCACUGCUUUUAUGAGUCAUCCUGCCCUUUGUGAUCUUCUGAACGUAGAGGAUCAAAAGAUAUUUAAGUAUUUGGGUUCUCUUGAUGUUGAAGAUAAUAAAGAUGUCAAAUCAGGCUACUCAAUCACCUUUAAUUUCAAUCUCAAUCCCUAUUUUGAGAAUGCAAAGCUUACAAAGACCUUUACCUUCCUUGAAGAAGGAACAACAAAGAUAACUGCUACCCCCAUAAAAUGGAAAGAGGGCAAGGGAUUACCCAACGGAGUUGAACAUGACAAGAAUGGGAAGAAGCGGGCUCGUAUUGAUAUAAGUUUCUUUAGUUGGUUCAGUGACUGUGAGCAGAAAGGUGAUAUGGAUGAAAUUCAUGACGAGGUUGCAGAAUUAAUCAAGGAUGAUUUAUGGCCAAAUCCACUCACUUAUUUCAACAACGAGCUUGAUGAAGAGGAUGUUGAAGCUGAUGAUGAGGAAAACGAUGAGGAUGACUCUGAAGAUGAUGACCAAGAGGAGAAUGACACUGGGAGUGAGGAUGGCAAUAACAGUUGAAAAAAUGGAUUAUGGUGCUGUUUUCUGUUUAUUUAUCUGGUUGAGUAUGUAAGUAGGCUUUUGGGCAUGGUGACCGUUGCCAUUUUUUCAAGGUUUAUACCCUCAAUGAAUGAUUUGCGGUAUAAUAUACAUUAUCGUAAUUUGUAUACAAGAAGAAUCAAUUCUAAAUUGACAACUUGAGUUCUAAAAUUAUGAAACAUAAGUUUUUGGAAUUGGAUUUAUAA
Messenger RNA from Glycine soja, 1107 nucleotides. Its product is annotated as NAP1-related protein 2-like. Gene Ontology annotation, biological process: nucleosome assembly. The transcript has 10 exons. Gene Ontology annotation, cellular component: nucleus; chromatin. Gene Ontology annotation, molecular function: histone binding; chromatin binding. Bases 113 to 883 code for a protein of 256 amino acids. Lineage: Eukaryota; Viridiplantae; Streptophyta; Magnoliopsida; Fabales; Fabaceae. The record is from RefSeq and is a predicted model, not a curated record.